Molecule: messenger RNA, 708 nt
Organism: Camellia sinensis
Lineage: Eukaryota; Viridiplantae; Streptophyta; Magnoliopsida; Ericales; Theaceae
Source: RefSeq, a predicted model, not a curated record
AUGAAUCGCGGUGGUGAGCCUCCCUGUACGGAAGGUAGGGCAUUUGCACAACAUGAAAGGCGCCACUCUCCACAUCGACGGAGCAGGUCACCAUGGAAGGAUAAGUGCCAACGGGGGAGCUCUCCUCGUUCGCGAGGUGAGGCCAGUGGGCCACCAUGCCCAUUGAGCUUUUCAGUUUUCAUCGGGAACAAACCAAUGACAGAGGCAGAUUCCAUCAUCCGCGAUCUGAACAUGGCAGUCGAAUUUGUAGGACAGAUUUUUCCGCCAGAAGUCCAGCAGUCGAUGCUUGCAGAUAAACCAGUCCCUAAUGCAACCUUACAAGUUACAAGUGUUGUUGGCUGGCAUAGAGAGGGUCUUGUUUAUAAAAAGAAUGAGGUAAUUUCAUUUUUCUCUCCAAUCUCCUUUCUGGAUAUUGUGGAAAGUGCCAAUCUUCUUAUGUCGUCAAAAGGUAGUGUUUUGCGUUGUGAUGUGACUGGGAAAAUUUUGAUGAAGUGCUUUCUUUCUGGAAUGCUUGAUUUGAAGUUGGGUUUAAAUGAUAAAAUUGGCCUUGAGAAAGAGUUGCAAAUUGAAUCAUGUCCUACUAAGAGUGGGAAAACUAUAGAGCUCGAUGAUGUUACUUUCCAUCAAUGUGUAAAUCUGACAAGGUUUAACUCAAAAAAGACUAUUAGUUUUGUGCCACCAGAUAGUGAAUUCGAAUUUAUGAAGUAA